AACAUUCUGUAUUCUUCAGUUUCCUUUUAGCCAGCAGACAAGUUUUCGGAUUAGUUUCAACCGCAAAAAAAUCAACCUAAUUAACGCUUAAGCAAAACUCAUCCCACUCCAACUGAAAGAAUUGUACCUAAAAAAUGUCGAAAUAUCCCAACUGUGUCGGCCAAAAGUCAACUUACUACAGCACAGUAUACAAUGGAUCUGCUGUUAUGGAUGUAAAAUGUUCUAAAAAUAUUCAGGAACAAAGAUAUAUACCAAUAAAUCCCUAUGGUCUGAUGGCAACUCCAAAUGUUCGGAUAAUUAAAAAACGAAAUACAGCAAAUAAAAAAGAGCGAAGACGAACACAAAGUAUAAACAGUGCUUUUUCCUACCUUCGCGAACAAAUUCCAAACGUGCCAUCAGACACGAAACUAUCCAAGAUUAAAACAUUGAAACUGGCAAUUUUAUACAUAAACUACUUAGAGGAUGUUCUGGAUGGAGAACAGGAUGAAAAAGGCGUUUUUCUGGCAGACCUUAAUUCGACACAUCGUAAAACAUGUAGCGAUCAGAAUAAGUCCCUAAAUAGUGAUUUUCACAAUAUUCGAAUACCGACUAAUGGAAGAACAGGUUGGCCACAGGAUGUUUGGGCUUCUGAGCUUAAUCCUGAUCAAAACUAGACUUAACUGUAUUAAAUUAA
This is a messenger RNA of Drosophila guanche, 673 nucleotides long. RefSeq names its product heart- and neural crest derivatives-expressed protein 2 (gene Hand). NCBI's taxonomy places the organism in Eukaryota, Metazoa, Arthropoda, Insecta, Diptera, Drosophilidae. The coding region runs from base 135 to 653 and encodes 172 amino acids. The transcript has 4 exons. Gene Ontology annotation, biological process: regulation of transcription by RNA polymerase II; developmental process. Gene Ontology annotation, molecular function: RNA polymerase II transcription regulatory region sequence-specific DNA binding; protein dimerization activity; DNA-binding transcription factor activity, RNA polymerase II-specific. The record is from RefSeq and is a predicted model, not a curated record.